AUGGAAUCCAUCUCUAAGCUGCUCAAAAUCACCGAAAGCUGUGGAGGACCGAUCCCAACACAUGAAUCCUUGGCUCGCCUUCGCGCUCUUAUAGCUCUAAAAGUUAGGAACACUGUGGAUCUUGAUGCUUAUUCUCCUCCUCAAGAGCUUCUUCAAAUUCUUCCCCCAAAGUCUACCAUUAGAGGAUCAGAUUGUGGUCCCCAAAUUGGACCCAAUAAUCCUAAGUUCAUUUUGUUGAGGGUUCUGUCUCAGAGGCAGCCAAGUUUCUGGGGUAUACAAUUACAAAUAUUCUCUACACUUUUCUUUGUAAUUAGGCACGUUAGCAAUGUUAUCUUCUAA
This is a messenger RNA of Prunus armeniaca (apricot), 339 nucleotides long. The record is from the annotation of a GenBank genome assembly. NCBI's taxonomy places the organism in Eukaryota, Viridiplantae, Streptophyta, Magnoliopsida, Rosales, Rosaceae.